Messenger RNA from Spodoptera littoralis (African cotton leafworm), 1179 nucleotides. The record is from the annotation of a GenBank genome assembly. NCBI's taxonomy places the organism in Eukaryota, Metazoa, Arthropoda, Insecta, Lepidoptera, Noctuidae.
AUGCAGCGUAUCACUAGGAUAUUUUAUGAGGCCCUACCGCCUCGCCUGUUGGUAAGGUCACGGUUAAAAUGUUCGAAGGCACCUAAAGAAACUCCUCUUCGCCGGCUGUUAGAUGAUGCAAGUUCAUUUGGUGAAUCUGAAGUGGAAGCUGCAGAGCCCGAGAUGCGUUGGGCAACCCAGCCAUACCCAGCACGAAUUAAGGGCCGGCCCGACCCUGUGCAGCCACGAGUGGAUCCUCGCGAUACCACCGUCCUAUUGUUCCCGGGUCAAGGCUCUCAGCAAGUGGGAAUGGGACGUGCUCUACAAAACUUCCCGGCAGCCAAACAACUUUACGACCUAGCAUCUAAUAUUGUUGGGUGGGAUGUGACUCGCGUGUGCCUCGAGGGCCCUGAGGACGAGCUAGCGCGGCGUUGCCAAACUGCAGUGUUGGUGACGUCACUAGCGGCACUCGAGCGUGUGCGCGAGGAGCGCCCGGCCGCUGUGGAACGUGUGCGCGCCGCGGCAGGCUUCUCGCUGGGAGAGAUCGCCGCGCUCGUCUUUGCAGACGCCCUGUCAUUAGAGCGUGCUCUGCGACUCGUGGAGCUGCGCGCCGCCGCCAUGCGCGCGGCCUCGGCGGGCCGCCCCGGGGGCAUGCUCACCGUGUGGCUGGCGGCCGACGCGCGCCUCUCUGCUGCGAUGCACCGCGCGCGCGAACACGCCACCGAGCGCGGUCUAGAGGGGCCGGUUUGCCAGGUGGCCAACUACCUGUACCCGGGCUGCAAGGUGCUGGCCGGGGAUGAGGAAGCCUUGCGCUUCAUAGAGAAAUACGGUGCCGAGUGGGGCAUCAGGCGCGCAGCGCGCGUUCGCGUGGAGGGCGCAUUCCACACUCCACUGAUGGCGCCGGCGGAGGCGGCUCUGCGCGAGGCGCUGGGUGCGAUAGAGGUGCGCGCGCCGCGGCUGGCGGUGUACUCGUGCGUGGACGGGGCGGUGUACCGGUCGGCGGCGGCGGUGCGGCGCCAGCUCCCGCGGCACGUGUCGCGUCCGGUGCGGUGGGAGCAGACGCUGCACGCUCUGUACGCGCGGCCGCGGGGCGAGGCAUUCCCGCUGACAUUGACGCUGGGCCCGGGAGCGGCGCUGCGUUCCACUUUGAGACAAGUUAACGCUCGCGCUUGGGACUCUUCUCUUCAAAUCGACGCAUAA